Messenger RNA from Malaclemys terrapin pileata, 11950 nucleotides. RefSeq names its product Rho GTPase activating protein 32 (gene ARHGAP32). Gene Ontology annotation, molecular function: phosphatidylinositol phosphate binding; protein binding; GTPase activator activity. NCBI's taxonomy places the organism in Eukaryota, Metazoa, Chordata, Testudines, Emydidae. The transcript is spliced from 23 exons. Gene Ontology annotation, biological process: small GTPase-mediated signal transduction. Bases 109 to 6270 code for a protein of 2053 amino acids. The record is from RefSeq and is a predicted model, not a curated record. Gene Ontology annotation, cellular component: actin cytoskeleton; cell cortex; nucleoplasm.
CAAUCCUGUAGCUGCAGAACUCACGGUGUAACACUCUAUAACCCUGAAGGAAACUGUUCACAAGUGGUGAAAUUCAUCCUGCUGCUGCAUAAGGCCCUGCAUACCAAAAUGAUGAAGUCCUCUGUACAUACAGAAGAGGAUGACUUUGUUCCAGAGCUUCAGAGAAGCAUUCAUCCCCGAGAGAGGCCGGAUUGGGAAGAGACUCUCAGUGCUAUGGCGAGAGGUGCAGAUAUCCCUGAGAUUCCAGGGGAGCUGCCUCUUCGGACGUGCGGCAGCACAGCGAGCAUGAAAGUGAAGAAUGUGAAAAAAUCCAUCAACCCGGAACUGAUGGGCUGUGAUGCCUUUCACAGGUUAUCCUUUACCAAGGGCCACUUCCCGAAGAUGGCAGAGUGUGCACAUUUCCAUUAUGAGAAUGUGGACUUUGGCAACAUACAGCUUUCACUCCCGGAGGAACAGAAUGAAGUAACAAGGAACGGCUGUGAAUCCAAGGAACUGGUCUACCUUGUGCAAAUCUCUUGUCAGGGCAAGAGCUGGAUUGUGAAACGGAGUUAUGAAGAUUUCAGAGUCCUCGAUAAACAUCUCCACCUGUGUAUCUAUGAUCGGCGUUUCUCUCAGCUCUCAGAGCUACCCCGCUCCGAUGCCCUGAAGGACAGUCCAGAGCUUGUCACCCAGAUGCUGAUGGCUUACCUGUCCCGGCUCUCAGCCAUCGCAGGCAACAAGAUCAACUGUGGGCCUGCCCUCACAUGGAUGGAGAUUGAUAACAAGGGGAAUCACCUGCUAGUCCACGAAGAAUCAUCCAUUAACGUGCCUGCCAUUGCGGCUGCCCACGUUAUUAAGAGAUACAUUGCUCAGGCAGCAGAUGAACUGUCCUUUGAGGUGGGAGACAUUGUGUCCGUUAUUGACAUGCCGCCAAAGGAGCUGACCACAUGGUGGAGGGGCAAACAUGGAUUUCAGGUGGGAUUCUUUCCGAGCGAGUGUGUUGAGUUAAUUAACGACAAAGUUCCUCAAUCUAUGACCAACUCUGUGCCAAAACCAGUGUCAAAAAAACACGGCAAGCUCAUCACUUUCCUACGAACAUUCAUGAAGUCGCGCCCAACGAAACAGAAACUGAAGCAACGCGGGAUCCUGAAAGAGAGGGUGUUCGGCUGCGACCUGGGAGAGCAUCUCCUCAACUCCGGCCAUGAUGUCCCCCAGGUCCUCAAGAGCUGCACCGAAUUCAUUGAGAAACACGGCAUUGUGGAUGGAAUAUACCGCCUGUCAGGAAUUGCGUCAAAUAUCCAGAAGCUACGCCACGAGUUUGACUCGGAGCAGAUCCCCGACUUGACUAAAGAUGUUUACAUUCAAGAUAUCCACUGUGUGGGCUCCCUCUGUAAGCUCUACUUCCGCGAGCUCCCCAACCCCCUGCUCACAUAUCAGCUGUACGAGAAGUUCUCAGAUGCUGUGUCUGCUGCUACAGAUGAAGAGCGAUUGGUUAAAAUUCAUGAUGUCAUCCAGCAACUACCCCCACCGCACUACAGGACACUGGAGUUCCUAAUGAGGCACUUGGCUCAUCUAGCAGAUUACUGCUCCAUCACAAACAUGCAUACCAAGAACUUAGCAAUUGUCUGGGCGCCAAACCUACUAAGAUCCAAACAGAUAGAGUCUGCCUGUUUCAGUGGAACAGCUGCCUUCAUGGAGGUCCGAAUCCAGUCCGUGGUGGUGGAAUUUAUCCUGAAUCACGUUGAUGUCCUCUUCAGCUCCAAACUCAGCUCAGUCAUACGAGACGGGGCAGGUCACACUUCCUUAUCACGCCCCAAAUCACUGCUCGUGUCCUCGCCCUCAACUAAGCUGCUCACCCUGGAGGAGGCACAAGCAAGGACACAAGCCCAGAUCAACUCCCCUAUAGUGGCAGACAGUAAAUACAUUGAAGUGGGAGAAGGCCCUGCUGCAUUACAGGGGAAAUUCCACACCGUCAUAGACUUUCCAUCUGAAAGAAAAAGACCGCCCAACAAGAUGAAGAAAUCCCCUGUUGGCAGUUGGCGCUCCUUCUUCAACCUGGGAAAAUCCUCUUCUGUCUCCAAGCGGAAACUGCAGCGCAAUCCAAGUGAGCCCUCUGAAAUGAAAGCCAUAGCGCUGGCAGGUGGGAGAGGAGAUAGUGGGACCCUGCGCUCAGCUAAAAGUGAAGAGUCUCUCACUUCCCUGCAUGCUGUUGAUGGUGAAUCUAAACUGUUCCGGCCUAGAAGACCCAGGUCCAGUAGCGAUGCACUGUCUGCUUCCUUCAAUGGGGAGCUCCUGGGGACCAUGAACCGCUGCAAUUCUUAUGAUAACCUGCCCCAUGACAAUGAGAGCGAUGGGGACGAGGGGCUGAUUCAUGUUCCUGCCCUCAUCUCUCCUAGGUCAGCAGAAGAUGUUGACCUGAGCCCACCGGAUAUUGGAGUAGCUAGCCUGGAUUUUGACCCUAUGUCUUUUCAGUGCAGUCCACCCAAGGCAGAGUCCGAGUGCCUGGCUAGCAGCAUCUCUCUGUUGGAGUCUAUGGGUUUUAACAGGGACAAGCCAAGCGUAGCUAAGAAGGAUUUGGAGUCUGGUAGCCAGAGUCAGACCCCUGGCAGUGCCACAAGCUCUGAACCAGUGUCCCCCUUCCAAGAGAAAAUGAGUCCCUUCUUUACUCUGGACCUGAGCCCAACUGAGGAGAAAGAAUCCAAAACCCACUCCUUCUCACCUAAGACGGGCCGAAAGCCAAUCAAGUCUCCGCUGGUGACUAUAUCAGAGCCAGUCUCUUUGACGCUGCCCAGACAAGCAUGCGAAGGGAUGCCUAGUGCUGCGGGGAAUGCGGCUUCUCCAAACUGGAGCAAAAGCGUCAACGAAGCCACAAACAGGUCCCCAACCCAGAGGAUGUCUUUGCCCCUGAAAGCCAGCGAGAUGGCAGCAGGUGAGGGAUGCCACCAAGAGGCCCAGACCCAGGUGACUGCUGCCAAGCCAGAGUUGCAAGAAGAAGGGGAGCAACCCAUGCCAAGCAGCCAGAAUAAGACUGUACCUUCUGGACACACUCAGCCAGGAGCAGUUGCCCUCGACUCCCCCCAGGAUCCUGUUCCUGUCAGUUCUGUGUCUCUUAUCCCUCCUCCUCCUCCGAAAAACGCAGCACGCAUGCUGGCCUUAGCAUUAGCUGAGUCCGCACAGCAAGCAUCUACUCAGUCCCAGAAGAAGCCAGGAGAUGCUCAUUCUGACUGUACAAAUUACAGAGAGACUGACAUUGGUAUAGCUAUAGAAAAGGUCCACCUCUCUGCUGGGGCUGCUCCAGACAAGCUCCAUCUGUAUACGGAUGUUCCUGAGAACCAAAUCCACUUCCAGAGUGGGGCACCUGGGGAUCAACUCCAGAGUGGGGCACCUGUAGACCAGGACCUCACUAGGACACCUGGGGACCGCAGUCAUCUACACCGUAGUACACCUGGAAACAGGGACCAGCCCCAUCUGCAUACUGGCAUGCCUGGGGACCUGCAUAGUGGCACAAAGGUGGACUGGAACCACUCCAACUUCCAUACUGGAACAGUGGGGGACGAGGACCACUUCCCCUCCCAUUCAGGUGGCCCUGGGGAUUGGGAGCACACCCCUCUCCUUACAGGUGCUUUGCUUAGCCGGGAACCAUCCACAACAGAUGUGCCUAUAGACAAGCCACACCUCCAUACUUGCAUAUCUAUGGAUAAGUAUCACAUCCCUGUGGAGAAGCUUCAUGUCCCUGCCAGCACAGCUGAUGACAAACUCCAGCCUCCUCCUGUAGCUGCCAGGGAGAAAACCGCCAUGGCUACAAUGACAUACAUGACAACUACCCAGACACCAGCAACUGAGAUGAGUCAUGGAACAGCAGGUCAGCACACGGCCUCUGAACCCACCGCUCAGGCAGAUGUUAUUGUCACGGCUGCUCAGCGCAUUCUUAUGACCAAUUCCCUAGCACCAUCUCAGAGACAAGCAGACCAUCAGCCAGCCAUGGGACAGGUUCCAGCCGUAGCCACCAAAGGAUCAAGUAGUUCCAACCAGGUACGAGGAGCACCGCCUCCAGAGAAGCCGCCUGAGCCUCGACUAGCGGAGCCUGCUCCAGUUUUUGUCACUGAAAGUAGCUCCGCUAUCCGAUGUACCUCGUCCACCUCUGCGUCCCACCAGGGCCAUUUGGAAAAGUCCCGAGAGAACGUCAGGGCUCCCUCUUUGCACCUGCGUUCGGAAUCGGUCCCCACACACUCCUCCUAUGGCUUUGCGCCCCCCAUCCCGCCCGUGAGAACGCUGGAGAGUAAGAUAGCUGCAGCCAUGCACUCCAACAGUAUGGAUGCAGUGAAUACCUCCACUUACCAUUCCUUCCUGGCUUCCUCCAUUCUGCCAUCAUCUGUGGAGGAGGCUUUGCCCCCACCGCCACCGCCCAAGCACGCCUCUCUGCAGUCUGCAUAUCUGCCCCAUCCCAAGCCAGAGAGCAUCCCUGAGCCGCCCAUGUCAGAGAACUAUCUGCACCACAAGCCAGCGUCCGUCCAUCAGUACAGGCCAGAGAGCGUCCCGCCGCAUCUCUCCUACCACGGCAAAUCCGACCAGCACCAAGCUUAUGCCUCCAGGUCGGAAACGCCCACUUCCAUGGGCCCCCGCUACACCGCCUAUGCCAGCCAAGGGAAGAACACGUCAGCCCAUCAUUCCAAGCCUCGCAACCGCGUGGAGUACGCGUCCUCCAUGAGCCCUACCACCCUGCGGAGCACAGGGUAUGCGGAGGAGCCUCCGCCCUACCCCACCAUCCGCCGGGUGCAGUCACUGCACGUUUCCACCCCUUCCACCAUCCGCUCCGUCCCCAUUUCGCGGACAGAGGUGCCUCCCGAUGACGAGCCCGUGUACUGCCCGCGGCCCCUUUAUCAGUAUAAGCCAUGCCAGCCCCACUCAGAUUAUCACGUCACUCAGCUGCAGCCUUACUUCGAGAAUGGGCGCGUGCAUUACAGGUAUAGCCCUUAUUCCAGCUCAUCUGGCUCCUCUUAUUACCCCACAGCAGCAGACGGGGGGUUUUAUGACCUGGACCCCUACAGCACGAUGCGGCUUAAGCAUUUCCACCCCCUUCCUAGCCGAGACUUUGCAUCUUACACCUCCAGGCUGCAAAAUAAGAAUCUGUACCGCUAUCCCGGCCUGCCUGCCUAUCCUCGGGGAGGCCUGAUGAGCCACCUGGCGGGAAAAGAGCACAGCUUUAUCAGCAGAGAUGUGCCCCCAGCCCCGGACAUCAAGCACACAUACAUGUCAUGGGACCUGGAGGACAUGGAGAAAUACCGCCUGCAGUCCAUCCGCCGGGAGAGCCGCUCACGCCAGAAAGUGAAAGGGCCCGUGAUGUCCCAGUACGACAACGUGAGUCCUCUGCUGCAGGAGGAGCUGGGGGGGCUGGACAUCAUCCACCUCCGCAGCAAAUCGGAUCCUGGGAAAACUGGUCUCCUGACUGUAGCCGAAGGGAAAGAAGGGAGGUAUCCAACCAAGGCAGCCACCCCCGAAGGGGACGAGCGUUACUAUCUGCAGCGCUCCGAGCCGGAGCCGGACAGGACCCAUUACCAUGGGGCCUAUGGGAACGGGCAGUCAGAGAAGCCUUCCCUCCCCCAGAAGCAGAGCAGCAUCAGGAGUCGAAAGCUGCAUGAGCCGGGCUGCAACGCUACAGAGCACAGGGGACACCUGCAGCAGGAAGCAAGCCAUCGGCAGCCUUCGGAAUCCAAAAAUGGGCCCCCUUACCCAGACUACAGGCCCAAGGGUGGCCAGGAACCCAUGGAGCCCGUUGGUUUCCAGCACUCGGGUGGGAAGUACGUCACAGCCGGACAGGAGGCCCUGCGACCUAACCACAAGGAGGUGAAGCUGGCAGAGGACCGGCCGGACUUGGAAAGGCCUCGAGCCAGGCAAAUAGCCCCUGCCGAGAAACACACCAGAGACUGCUAUAAUAAAGAGGAGGAGCACCACGUCCAACCCAUGGCGCCGCCUCCCAAGCCAGAACGGAGCCACAGCCUCAGACUCCGGCAUCCGGAGAGCAUGGACAGGGACCCCGGCCUCCUGUACCCAUACCAAACCCUUGGCAAACGCCAAAGCAGUCUGACAGUGGUGUCCCAGUACGAUAAUUUGGAGGAUUACCAUACCAUGCCUCAGCACCAAAGAGGGGGCUACCUUGGAGGAGGGGCGUUCAUGCCCCCUGGCUUUCCCCAUUCACACAGUAGGACAUAUGCCACAGCAUUAGGCCAAGGGGCCUUCCUCCCUUCAGAGCUGUGUUUGCAGAGGCCGGAAACAGAGAUCCAUGCCGAGUGAGCUGGGGGAAGGAGGGAUAGAGCCUAAUCAGCCUCUGCUGGACAGUGGACUGUUUUAUUUUUUCAAUGACAAAAUUUAAAACAAAAAAAAACAAACAAAAAAACCCCACCCCCAUGAGCAAAGCAAACCCACUCUCAACCCUGCCACCAGCUCACCACUCAAUGUUUGUCCUAGGUGUAUAGUUUUCUUUCAUGUCGUUUGAGAGGUUGGAAUGAGCACGCAGGCUGUGUUGGCAUGUGGAAAGAUGAGCCAGGACCCAGAGCAGAUCUGAAAGAGGCAUGGUGGGGAGGGGAAGGGAAAAGGGGGUUUCCUUCCCCUGAUUUGACAUAGGUUGGUGGUUGCAUGCAGCUCUUCUCUUGGUGUCUCCCAAGCAUAUCCAGUCACUCCCAACAUCAGAGGAGUUGCAUGGAUAGGUUUUACCCUUUGAAUGAGAUGCUGUGGGGAAAUCUCUGUCCUGACCCUUUCAGAUUGAAUCAGUAGCACACUGCAAGCUGGGGGGAAAGGACAGCUUCAAAGUGUUUGUUUCCUCCUAGAUCAUUGGUGCUCUGCAUCCCCUUGAAAAUUGUGGAGGGGUAACUGGGCCUAAUCCAGUUCCCACUGAAGUAGGAGUGGGAGUGAGAUUGGCCCCAAGCCAGGUCACAGAGCUGUUACAGAACAGAGUCUGGUUUUUAAAGGCUCAUUGAACAAGCAGCUUCUAGCUAGAGAAGGGAUAUUUACUGAAACUCCACCAUUCACCCUCAUUCUGAUACUAUAAAUGGAGACGAGUUUUGAAAGCAAAGCGAGCCAGGGCAGCACUUCUACCUUUGAAAGUAAAAAACCCACCCUCCCCCCUGCCACGCACACUCUUGGGCACAGGUGAUUGAGCAGCAUACAUAUUUCAUGCUAAUUCCUCUUUACUUACAGGCUACCCACAGAACCAGCUAUUUAAUUGCACGUCCUAGCUGGCCUGACACUACCAUCUAUUUACAAUGUCACUAGAUGAUUGUGUCCAGCUUAUAAACUAGAGCACAGGUUCCCUGCUGGGAGCAACUUGCAUAAUCACCAACUUAGCUGCAUGACCAUGGAGUUGCUCUGGGCUAAAUAACUCAGUCCUUACUUCAGGAAAACUCCUGUUGACUUUCAUAUUCAGCCUACAGGAUGAGGCCCUCUUUUUAGUACUGCCUCACCCACAGUGAGUUGCUGUAAGUACAGAGCAGUUACGUGUUGUGGGCGCUAUGAAAUAGCAUUGCCUCCCUUAUUGCAAGUGUCGUUCACACCAGGAUUCAGGCAUUGGGGCAGGGUGAAGGGAUGGGACAAUGCACCUCUUUAUAACACACUCCUGGUGUUGCCCUGCCUAUUUAAAAUGCUUUCCCUACUUCAUAGAAACAAGACAGCGUUUCAUCUGCAGCCUCUCUGGAUUCACAGCCAUUUUAACCCCACCUUAAAGCACAUACAUUUUAUGAGACAGGGCUUCCUAGAAAAUACUUGUCAUUUAGCAUUUAAAAUAUUCAGAAUUCACCCAUGCUACGGGGACCUUUCCUGUACUGUUGGAUCACACAACUUCUCUACCUGUUUUGAAAUUCAGAGGGUUUAUUUAAAGAAAGCAUCUGAGAAGUUCUCUUAGCUGAAAGUCCUGGAGCUAGUAUAGCUAAGAUUAUUAAAGUAACUUAUGUCAGAGCCUCCUAGAACAAGUGUUUUAUUCAUUGCUAUUUUUGGCUUUUAAAGUAAUAAUAAAAACCUGUCAGUGCUCACAAGGGAACAACACACUUCUAAUAGGUACCUAGUCAUUAGCAGUUUGGUUCUUUUAAUCUCAUAGCCUUUUCUGGGUCUGUUUUAACUAGGAUAGCCUAUGGUCUGAUUUUAUUGUGCAAUGUAUUGUUUUAAGAAGAAUGUUUAAUAUAGAGAGUUUUUCCUAAAUGUUAUGGAAAUAAAUUUAGCAGUCAGGAAAAAAGCACUGUGAUCUAGGUUACCUCAAUAUCAUUCACCUUGUGACUAACUAGAGGGUGUUUUUCUUUUUUGGGGGGAGGGGGGGGUAUGUGAAAGGAUAAAGCAUGAAAGGGCUGUUAGCUGAAAACACAGAGCCACUUAGUGGACCAGCCAUUCUCUCUGGGCUACUAGCCAAUUCUGCUAGUAAAUCUGGCUUUCCUGAUACAAUCUGUCCAGGGGUGUCUAGCUGCAGUACUCAGUCAAGUCCCAAUACUAGUUUCUAAACAUAACUUAGCACUUCAUCUCCCCUCUGCUGCUCCAGAGUGUCAGCCUCCCUUGUUCUGGAUUUGGGGCAGGAACAAACUCAUUGGUUCAGGCUAUUCAAGAUUGAGGUGACCAGGACAGCCUGUCAAACCUCUCUCUCUCCCCCUCCAUUAACGCCUUAAUUCUCCUUCCAACCUCUCUGUAUUGGCCUUAAGUUACCCAAAGAAUCCUCCCUAUGAGACAGCUGAACUGAGCUCCCUCAAACACUGAACAUCUCUGCUCCUUUGCCUGCACUUGUUGCCUACCUUGAAACUGGCCUGCUCCUAUAGGGCGUAAGCACCAUCUCCCAACUAUUUCCACUCCUUACGAGCAGUAGCAGCAAGAGACAGAGCCUGGGAUCUCAGCCUGCUCCAUUGUUCACGCAUGACAGUCUGCACAGCACCCUACCAUCAUUGGUUUCCGUGGAAGUCAAGGUCCCUCAGCACCAUACAGGAAUGGCCCCAUAAGUGAACAACCGACCCCAUCAUUAGGGCCUUGUCUAAACAUGAAAAUUAGUCUGGAAUAAGGUAGGGUGUGACUUUAGAGCAGACCAGCUAUUCCUGAUUCACCUCCAUGGAUGGAUGCUCAUAUACCAGAAUAAGAGUGCUUUAUUCCAAAUCAGAUUAAUCCCUGGAUUAAACUAACUCAGGUGUUCUUAUCCUGGAAUAAGAGCAUCCACGCAUGGAGUUAGUCAGGAAAUAGUCAAUUCAGAGUAACUCCCUGUGUAGACAAACGGAUUAAUGGCUUCACAUCUCUCUGAUAACAGCCCUCUUAAAGAUCAGGGAUCUUUCUGUUUUGUUCCAGCAUGAGACAUUCAUUCAGCCUCUUCCCUUUAAUGUACUUGGGAACAAGUUUAUCCGUAGUUUCCUCCCAUUCCCAGCCUUACAACAUUUGAUUGGAGGGCCAGCAGCCCUGUAAGAGCCCAACUGAUAACUCUACUCCAGGGUUAGGGCAAGUGCCCUAAUGAAGGGGUGAGACUAGAGCAGCAAGCAAGGAACAUGAACCCUUCACAGGCACUCCACUGCUAAUAUUUUGAACCUUCUUUUUCCCUUAACAAAGCCAUAUAGUGAACUAUGCAGUUCUGCUCUUAUACUGUGGUUAAAUUUUGGAACUUGAUGGCCCUUAGAGAAAUAGUCCCACACCAUUCAUUAGAUUAUACACCCAACAGUGUCCAUUCUUCAGGAAUGGGGACCACUGCAGAGGGGGUGGGAAUUGCCCCAGGUCAUUCAAGAACAAUAGAGAUGAGUUCUAGAGUCUCAGGUGGCCCUGGGCCAAGUAGUAGUUGGGUAUGAUGCACAACAUGGCAUGUAGUCCCAUCAGUGAAUGGGAUAGCAAGGGGAGACCCCUGCUGGGGAAAAAAAUUAGGAUGAUAAUGUACCAACUAUGUGCCAGGUUCUGCUCAUCUGUAGUAACUUAUUGUCUAAGGCUAGGUCUACACUACCCGCCUGAAUCGGCGGGUAGAAAUCGACCUCUCCGGGAUCGAUUUAUCGCGUCCCGUCGGGACACGACAAUCAAUCCCCAAAUCAGGGCUCUUACUCCACCAGCGGAGGUGGGAGUAAGCGCCGCCGACAGAAAGCCGCAGAAGUCGAUUUUGCCACCGUCCUCACAGCAGGGUAAGUCAGCUGCGAUACGUCGAAUUCAGCUAUGCUAUUCACGUAGCUGAAUUUGCGUAUCUUAAAUCGACUCCCCCCUGUAGUGUAGAUGUACCCUAAGUAUAACCUCAGUAAGAAUACAUGAGCAAUAGCAGACUUGGCAAGUUUCCUAUACCCGUAUCACUGCCUGCCUGCCUCUUUAUUGCCACUUGCUGAGUUUUCAGCUUAAUUUCUCAUUACCAUGUGAGAGAGUUUGGGCCCAAUUCUGCUCUGGGAGUGGUGCAGAGAUCUGCUCUGGAUUUGCACCUGCAACUCAGAGCAGAAUGUGGCCCGUAAAGAAAGCUCUCAAUGACUACAGAUGUUGAGAUCGCAACCAAGGCGUGGGCCUUGUCACAUCUACUUCGGUUCUGAUUUUAAAACGUCUGAUCAGGUUUAAACUUAUAUGCAUAUGACAGUAAAAACUUUGUGCCUACAGGUCUUUACAGAGGUAAUAGGCUUGUGCUUAUCACUUGGGGGGGAGGGGAUAUCAGUGAGGAUUGCACAGGUGUAGCAAAUUGCUACACAAAACCAAAAUAAACUUGAAAAAUGUAUUGUUCCCUUUAGCUAUAAAAGGGACAGACCCUUGUGUGUAGUCUGCCAUUCAUCUCAUUGGUAUGUAGACAAAGCAUCGACUGAAACAGUGUGUAAUGUGCUAGAAAAUCUGAAUGAAAAAUUGCAUUGACCAUUUAUUUUUUGAAGGGCCUGUGACACUCUUCCAGAACCAUGUGCUACAGAAGUCUGAUGCCACAGACAUGGUGUAGUUUAAAGAGGUGUACACAGUAACCCCAGUGUGUGCAACCAUUCUUGCAAAAACCAACACAAACAGUGAUUUUUGCAGUUCAUUUUCCUGCUGUAAAAAUGUGACCCUUUUUGCUCUAAGCCACACGAGAGAGAAAUCCCAGAAAGCCUUAGGAUUACCUUCAGCGUUCCCUUCACUUUAAUUUAUAGAGUGUCUUAUUUUCAUGUUUGGAUUUUUUGUUUUGGUUUUUUUUUUUUUUUUUUUUUUGUGAACUGGUGUAAAAUGUAUAUGCUGACAAGCUCAUGUAUUUUUAUGUAAAUAUUUUUGUGGUUUUCCCUGCCCUGCUCUGUAAAUACUUAGAUUCUCAUUUUCUUCCCACUUUGUAUGAUGCGGAUGUGGUUUUGUUUUCUGUUUUUAUUUGUACUGUAAUGCAAUGAUCCAGACUGAGGUGUCUUGUGGUAUUUAAAAAACAAAGUCAGCAGUCCCACUGAGCUCACAUUCAAAUGUACAACUCAACAGCAUUAAUCGAGCCUGGUUAAAGCCGCCUCCUUUGCAUUCGUGUGUGUUUGUGCCUCGGCCAGGUUAAUUAAUAAUAUACUGAAAAGAACUAGGCCAUGGAAAAACUCAUUUAGAGCCAUGAGGUUUUGGGGCCAGGUACCUCGAAAGACGAGAGAGGUGCUGAGUGCUGUAUUUAUGUGCCAAGCCUAUUGCAAAUUGCUGCCUGUCAGUCUGUCCCAGCGCUUAUCUGUUCAGUUACACCUGUGGCAUAACUGUUCUGAAAAGAAAAAAUAAACCAACCUUGGCUUUCCUAGUCUCCUUUUCUUCUCAUCCAGAAUCACUAGGCAAGGAGCAAUGCUGGAGGAAUAGCACAAAAGGCAGGUGGCAGUUUGCUAACAACAGUGGGAUUCCAAAGUUGGGUUUGGCCAUUAAAACAGGUGUGUGUGUGUGUGGGGGGGGGGGGACACAAGUGAACUCUUGUGGGCAGGAACUGUCUUUUUGUUCUGUGUUUGUACAGGAACUAGCUGUACCCUAUGACUAGGGAUUCGGAGUACUACUGUAUUUACAGGUAUUAACAAAAUGCAUUAAACAGCAUCAGAUUUUU